Molecule: messenger RNA, 1790 nt
Organism: Hydra vulgaris (swiftwater hydra)
Lineage: Eukaryota; Metazoa; Cnidaria; Hydrozoa; Anthoathecata; Hydridae
Source: RefSeq, a predicted model, not a curated record
UUUUAUUUUGAAUUGAGCAACUUUGCUUUUGGGUUUUCCCAAAUACCAGUUACUGCUUCUCCAACAUAAGUUGUAAUCUGAAAUGGAACAAUGCAUGUAGAAACAAUGAUUCUUCUUUUUUUAAGAUAAAAGAGACAUUUUUGUUUUACUUUGGCUAGGCGAGUCUGCUUUGUAAUAAUGAUAUACAAGAUUUCUUUUUUUUUUAAUUUAAAAUGUGUGGUCUUGUAAUUUGUAUAUUUAUUUUUUAUUGCAUCUCAAUAUUUGCUGUGUUAGUGUUGCAUGGUUUCAAUGGUUACAGUAACAUCCUUUGCAGUUAAUAAAAAUCAUGUUACAGUAUCAGUAAAGGCAAUUAAGGAUGAGCACCAGGCUCUUCAAAUGCUUUGCAAUUCAACAGAAGAAAAGUAUAAAAAUCUACAGUUUAAAUACCAAGAGUUGGUACAAAGGUGUAUGCAUCUAAAAGCAUUAGAAGCAGAUCUUCUUAACAUGCAAAAUGAAGUUUUGGCUAGUAGGAGGCAACAAAAGCUUCAACAAGAAUUGAUCGAUGCAGCAAAUGAACCUAUUUUUCUACCACCUGUAUCAUUGAGCCCUGAAAUUGGUAAGAGAUCUUCAAGCUGUUCUAACCUAGGAAUGAUCUGCUUAACUUCUGUCCCAGAUCGACCCACACAAUCAACAAUGUGAUCAAAACUCUAAUGAGAUUCAGCUUCAAGGCAAAGUUGCAUCUUUAGACUUGUCCCAAGAUAUGAAUUAUCUUUUGGCUUGCACGCGAGAUGACUCACUAAAACUGAUUGAUUUAAGAAGAAAUCAAAUUGUAUCCACAUACAGCCCAGAUGCUCAAUAUGCUUUAUGUGGGUCACAUGACAACAAUAUUUAUGUAUGGAAUACACGCACAAACCAACUCGAUAAAGUUCUUAAGGAACAUAAGAGCGCUGUUAUUGCAACAGCAUGGCAUCCGCAUGGAUCUAGUAUUUUAUCAAGCGACAAAAAUAAGCACGUUAUUUUGUGGAAUGACUUUUGAAAAUGAUUUUCAAAUACGGUUUGAAGUGCUUUGAGAAUCCAAAAGCAACGUUGUCAGUUAAACAGUUCCCGCUUUAGAUCUAAUAUGGCGCACUUUGGUUUAAUAUCAAUGUAGAUUCUUAUUGUUUUUGUGGUGUGCAUCUGAUGGUGUUAAUCGUUUUUGUUAAAACAGUUUUAUAUUUUAAAUACUAUUCCUGUUGGCUAUAUACCCUCAAGUUGUUGCUAUUGACAUCAAUGUGUAUUGUUUGAAUGGAUAUUUAGUAAAUAAGUAGAGAAUAAAUGGUAUUAAAAGUAACCGAGUUUAGCAAAAAAACUACAAAUUGAAUUACGAUCAGAAAUCGUAAUUAAACUCUUUGUGUAUGAUCAACAUGAUAAAAAAAAACUUUAAAACUUUUGAAAAGGGCUAGAUAAUUUUUGCUAUUAGUAAAUGUUUUAACUUUUUAUAUUUAGCAAAAAAAUUUUAUAUUAUGUUCGCUAAGCUCAUACAUAAAAUCAAAUUAAUUGGUUGUUGGAAACGUUUACGGUAUGCCAUCUUCAUUAUGUACGAGAGAUUUCACGUAGCUGGCAGAUUAUAAGUACGAAUCGGAUUUCUGUAUUUCUUGAACCCUCAAGAGAAUUUUAUUAAACUUAUUUUUAAUCUUUUUGACAAAUUUUAUGAAUAAUUACUGUUUAAUAUUUUGUAUAUUAGUAUACAGAACUUUUCGUUUUGAUAUUUAUAUAGAGUAUAAUUGUAUGAUAUGAAAUCUCUAAGAAUUAUAUCCAAUUUUGUAUUGAAA